Messenger RNA from Rhinolophus ferrumequinum (greater horseshoe bat), 1786 nucleotides. It is a transcript of the gene AVEN, whose product is annotated as apoptosis and caspase activation inhibitor. NCBI's taxonomy places the organism in Eukaryota, Metazoa, Chordata, Mammalia, Chiroptera, Rhinolophidae. Gene Ontology annotation, biological process: negative regulation of G2/M transition of mitotic cell cycle. Bases 336 to 1400 code for a protein of 354 amino acids. The transcript is spliced from 6 exons. The record is from RefSeq and is a predicted model, not a curated record.
UGUAUUAUACAAACUGUUUAUACUUUAUAACCUGUCAUUUUACUUACCACGGUCCCUCCCGCAGACCCACCCCUGUCCCCCUCGGCCAGCUUCCCCUGGUCAGCCAUUAUCUGAGCCCCAAGCCUCCCGAGGCCAGGUUCCCGCCCCACCUGCCAAGACCCGGGGCCGCCCCGCCCCCGCCGCGGGCGUCUUCAUUCCUCGGCCCCGCAGCCCGCGCUCGCUGUCACCGGAGGCCCGUCGCUCGCGGAUCCUCCGUGAGGCCCGUUUCCGGUGGGGCGAGGGCGUCUCCAAGGCGGCCCGGCGCCUGCUCGCUCAGCACCGCCAGCAGCGGCCCAAUGCAGGCGCAGCGAGGAGCUCGGGGAGGCCACGGACACCGGCCGGGCCGCAAUCGGCCUGGCGGGGAUCGCGACCGCGAGCGGACGGGAGCCACAGUGGCGGUGGCGAGAGGCGGCGGCGGGGACGAAGGCAGCCGCCGGGGCCGCGGUCGGGGUUUCCGCGGCGGCCGCGGAGGCCGAGGAGGAGGCGCCCCACGAGGUGGCCGCCGGGAAACGGGAGGCCGGGGCGCCGAGGCCAGAGCGCCGGUUGAAGAUGACAGUGCUGCAGAGGCCUAUGGAGAAGAGAAUGAACAGGGAAAUUAUUCUAAAAGAAAGAUAGUCUCUAACUGGGAUCGAUAUCAAGAUACUGAAAAAGAGGUCGAUAAGGAAAGUGGAGAAUCUCAGAGGGGGACGGAUUUCAGUGUUCUUCUCAGCUCUGCAGGGGACUCCUUCUCACAGUUCCGGUUUGCAGAAGAGAAAGAGUGGUAUGGUGAAGCUUCAUGUCCAGAGCAGAAUUCAGCAUUUUACGUGGACUGUGAGUCAUUGGUUCAAGCCCUUCAAGAACUGCCUCUCUCACUCCGACUCAAUGUUGCUGCCGAAUUGGUCCAGAGCGCCCUUCCUUCAGAGGUUCCUCAGCUGAAACCAAAGAGAAAUGAUGAAGGCAAGGGGCUCGGGGUGCAGUUAAAAGGGCCCCUGGGGCCUGGAGGCAGGGGGUCUGUCUCUGAGCUGACAUCUGCUGCUGCUCGCUGCCCCAUGGUCCUGGGGAACGCUGGCCCAAGACCGGGUCCUUCAAAGAGUUCUCAGAAACCUGCUUCCCCCCUGCCGUCGGCAGCAGACCACCUGGAAGAAGAAUUAGAUCUGCUGCUUAAUUUAGAUGUGCCUAUAAAAGUGGCAGAUAACAUCUUACCAGACCAGACACUGCAGAACCUGGAAUCUGAGAAAGAUGGGGAGGUGGCCCAAGAAGAAGAAGUUCUCGCAAAACCAUCUGUGACGGAAGAAAAGAACAUGGAAUUGGAGCAACCAAGUACAUCAAAAAAUGUUACCGAGGAAGAGCUUGAAGACUGGUUGGACAGCAUGAUUUCCUAACCAAAAGAAAAAAAAAAAUAAGAAAAAAGAAAGAAAAAAAAGAAAACGUGCCUGCAACGAAUGUGGGCUGCCUCGUAAGGGUGGGCUCGCUGUCCUCCAAGAACAGCUGAUUGACAAGCAUGCCGCAGGCCCGUGUGUCCCGUCCUGCUCACCGCAGAGAGCCUACCUCUAUGUUUGUCAGUAUCCCAAUAGUACAUUUAAGAGGCUCAUUGCAUUUGUGCUCUGGCCUGGUAACCUAGCUUGAGGGCAGGGGAUACUAUGGCUGACGCUCACUCGUUUCCAGCCUCCUUCCUCUCAGUGUUCACAGCAGAGCAAGUGCUGCUGCUGCAGAAAACAGGCGGCAGCAACAGGCAUGCAUUUGGCCACAAUAAACAAAGGCUGGUCUA